GGAGCUCUAUUCGGGUUUUCUUCUAUUUUGCUCCCCCUGUAAUAAACAGAUUAUUUUUGUAGUUUAAAAAAAAAUUAUUUGCAAAGAUUUGGCACAUAGAGUGCUAUAUGGAAAAAUUGUAAAAUUUACGUUUUGGCUGAAGUCAAGUAACUUUUUCUUUUACUAAAACGCAACAUGGCCGUAUUUUUUCUGUAUAAUACGUUUCCUAUGUGUCGGUAAAGCUUUGAAGGAUAUUAUAUAAUAUGCAUUACUAAUACUAAUAUUUAUGCAUAGAUGAAGGUCAUCCAUUCUCUCUAUUGCUUGUUUCCAUGCAAAUUAACAGCACACUUUCCCUUAGUUAUUACUUAUAAAACACACAUAAAUACCUGAAUCUGUAUGACCAUAUUCUAGAUCCAUUAAUCCAUCCCAUAUACUUACCUUAGGAUUAAUAAGCAGGUAAUUAAUAGUCUAAUGAGGCAAAAGUCCUAGUUAAUAGUGAUAACUGAACCCUUGUCCCGAUGUGUAGCUGUAAUAUAUAAAAUAUUAGACUCAAUGUGGAAAUUUUGUAAUUUAAAUAAUAAAAUAAAUAAUAAAAGUAAUAUUGACAGAGAAAUUUAAACAUUUGUGAAAAAAUAUAAAUAAUGUUUAGAUGGUGUAUAAUGUUUGCGUUUAGAUUAAAUUUUACAUUUCAAAAAUCGCAGCAUAAUUUAUUUACAUACAAGGCUUUAACUUGAUAGCAGUUUUGUGAAAUAUUUUACAUGAAAUAAAUAUUGGUACAAUGUUUUUUUUUUUCUUUACAGUAAAUUUAAACUUUCAUAUUUCGAAGUGGUUCCACUUCAGAUUGUCUUCUUAAACAAAGAGCCAACCUUAGGUGUGUGUUCAUUAAUUACUAGAGUUUAGGUCUGGAUGGAGCUCUCUGGUGUCCAUGCAAGGGCUGACUCUUAAGUUCUUAACUAGAGAUUGUUAAAAGCUUUUCGAAGCAGCCGUGAGCGUGGUAUAAUCAGCGCAGAGCACCGAUGGAGCCGGGAAGCUGAUCUCGUCCAGUAGGAAGCGCUCAUCGGGGCGGGAGCUCAGACCCGUGCCACUGUCCCGUCUCGCUGCCAUCACCACCCCGUCGAGAUCCGGUUAAAAACACUCCUCGAGAGCUUCGGGUAAAUGCGCGGAAGGGUCGCGCGCUGGUCGGCUCUGAGAUGAAGCGCGUUCUCGCAGGUCACGCGGCGCUUUUAUUUAUUCUUCUCUUUACCUUUCCUUUGACUGAUGGCACUCCUUCGAGGUUUAGUCUGUUCCAGGGCAGCCCUUACUCCAGCUCUGCUUCGAGACAGCGAAACAAAAACUGGUGUGCUUUUGUGGUGCACAAGAACGUGACGUGCGCCGUGCUGGCAGCGAACGAAAGCCCCGUGGACCCGCAGAUGAUGUAUCAUGCCCACAUAAGGCCCAUGUACAAAAUAGGCUACAAACAAGUGACUGAACUGGAAUGGAGGUGCUGUCCAGGAUAUCAAGGACAUGAUUGUAACGAGCUAAAAAAUACUCCUCAGAAACCUAGUGUUGCUGAGGAACCACGUCGAGAUGUUCCCUCAACUAACAGCCAGCAACAGAGCAUCUUGGGACCAGAAGUGCUCUCUGAGACACAUCCAUGGUCUCAACCCAAGCAGAAAGGACAUCAUAGCAAUCAACCGAGAGAUUAUGGAGAUCGUCAACACGAGAGUCAACGAGUUCAGGCUUUAGAAGACGAAGUGGAGCGUCUUUCUCAGACAGUACUCCACCUGCAAGCCAUGACGUCAGCCAAUGCGAAUCUACGGCUAGACUUACAGGAAGAUGUUACCAAAUUUGUUCUAAACAUGUUGGGGAAUUUGCAACAGCCACAAGAUGUCAAAACAGGUGGCAUCGAGAGCAUUACGCUCCCCUACGAUCUCCGUUCACCACCAGGCACAGACGAACUCCAGAACCACAUUACCCAGCUCUCCAACACCAUCAGUACCAACACUAAUAGCAUCCAAGAUCUGCAGAUGAGGAUCCAAAACAUUGAUGGACAGAUGCAUCGACUAACGGAAGCAAGCAACACUGGACCGCUUCAGCCUUCCUCAACAGCUGCUACCAACGAGUGUCAGUGUCAGGCAUACAUCGACGAAAAGCUUUCAGCCCUUCGUGAGGAGCUUCUUCAAGGAAUGGACAUCAAAAUAGCAGACAUGAAGAAUGCGUGUGACUACAAAGUGAUGUCCGUGCAAGAGCAGUGCGAGGAACAAGAAACCUCUUACUUGAGCUUGGCCGAGCUCCUUGACUCCAAAGAGACUGAACUGCGCAAAGAGAUCCAAGACUUGCGUCGCCAGCUUCCUAUUGGAAAAACCCAAGAGUUGGACAAUGCUGAGGUCCAGAAGCUCAAGGACACCCAAAAGAUACUCCAAGACGCCGUUAGGGAGCACAAUGCCACCAUUGCACAGUUAAGUGCGCAAGGGCAUGUCCUGGAGGCAAGGGUUAGUCUUGCAGAAAGGAGCGCAGAGGUGCAUUGCCUCUAUCUUGAGGAGAAACUGAGAAGGGAAAGACUUAAGGAAGAGGAAGACCAAAGAAUAGCCUUUGAAGAGAAGAUCAGUGGUGUUCAAUGUGGCAACAGCACCUCUCAGCUACUCUUAGGUCUUGAUCAGCGCCUGGAAGUCUUGGAGAAACAAGCACAGCUCCUGCAGGAUGAGGUUGGCUCUUUUAAGGGAGAUCUAAAUAAAACCGUUAGUUUUGAAACCCUCAUGAAACGGGUGGAAAAUCUAGAGGUGGAUUCUGGGCGAAGCCAAGAGCAAGCGAGGACGAUGAAUGGCUUGCUCGAUGGACGUAUGGCUAGCAUUGAAGGCGUUUGUGGUCAGUUUGAGCCGAUGUCUGACAGUUUAAAGCGGAUUAAAGACGGACUGAACAAACACGUCAGUGGCUUGUGGACUUGCGUCCGUCAGCUGAACAGUACAGUGCUUGCACAUACAAGAGACAUUAACAAGUUUAAAGAAAAUUUGCAGCCCUCAAAAGAUGGCCAGGAUGGGAUCACUGAUGCUCCGAUAGGUGUUCCUGAAGGUGCAGCGGCUGUAAGGGCUUCUAUGGAGGGAGGUCAAAUACUCUCAACACUGGGGUCUGGGAAAGCAGCACCUCGAGUAACCAAAGUCUCGUCUCACACCCCUCAGGGCAUCAAUGGGAGCAUGCCGUCCAUUACAGGCUAUGCUGGAGCACCAGGUUAUCCAGGGCUUCCGGCUGCCGCUCUCAGACCCGACUCCGUUUCUGCACAGAUUCCACUGAGGACAGUACAAAUGACCACAGGAGAAGGACGAAUGAUGAGCUAUGUGUCGUUUUCGGCCGGUCUGACACUUGUGCCAUUCCCUGGAGAGAUCGGCAUUAUCACAUUCAACAAAGUUCUGUUAAAUGAUGGACGGCACUACGAUCCUCAAACAGGUGUUUUCACUGUUCCCUUGGACGGACGGUACCUGCUGAGUGUUGUAUUAACUGCUCAAGCAGGAGAAAGGGUCGAGGCCUUUCUCUCGGUAUCCAAUCGCAACAUCCAGAAGCUUUCCACUCAGGACUGUGUCUGCGGAGGCACCGUCUCUGUAAGUCUCGCUCUUCAUCUAGAGCAAGGUCAGAAGACUAGGCUGGUGCUCACAUCAGGGAGACUGGCCAUUUCAGCAUCCAGCGAAGUCCUGUCCUCAUUCAGCGGAGUUCUGCUUUACCCAACAGUAGGCAAGCGAUAACCCACAGCCAAAGGCGGACAUUAAGUUGAUAGCUCACCCAACAUUUAUUCAUGCCUCAAGCUGUUCCAAACCUGUAGGCGUGUCUUUCUCUCUUCAAAACAGAUGGCAGUAGCCGUUAACUUCAAUGGUAUGGAAUGAAAAACACUAUGGAAGUCGAUGGCUGUCGUCAUUCGUUCGGUUUUGAACGUUCUUCAAAAUAUCUUGUUUUGUGCUCAGCAGAAGAAAGAGACUCAUACAGGUUUGGAACAAUUUGAUUUUAAGUAAAUAAUGUCAUAACUUUCAUUUUUGGUGGAUUUAUCAAUUUAAGAUUACACUCUGAAAAAAGCUUUCACUGGAAUCGUACCUUCAAUUUUGUACCUUAUUUACCUUAAAGGUACAUAUUAUUACCUAAAGAGCACAUAUUAGUACCUAAGUGGUACGUAUAAGUAUAUUUUUCAAGUGUACUAUUUCACGGACAGAAUUUGUACCUUUUUUUCUGAGAGUAUGUAGAGUUGACUGCAAUCUGAUAAUGAGAUGCUUAAAGAGAAUUUAUAAAAACUUUACUUGAAGUCUUUAUGCAUAAUGCAUUAUAAUUGCAUACAACUGUAAAACGCAUUGUAUUUUGCAUAAAUAUUAACCACAAAAAUCUGUUUGAUAAUCAUUCUUUAAUAAAUUGUACUUUUUAGUAGAUUACAAAUUAAGUAACAGCUGUAGGUUUGGUUGCAAAUACUCAUGAGAUCAUGUACUGAACUAUAAAGUGACAUAAUGCAGUAAAAAUUGCUUUAUAUAUAAUGCAUUAUAUAUACAGACUUCAAGUAAAGCGCUAGUAAUUGUUUGGAAAAAUAAAAGCAGAGGAAGAGAACGAGAAUCCUUUUAAAAACAGAAAAUGAUUACAGCGUUCAGAAACGUUCUAUUGGUAAUUGGAAGAACAAACAUGAUCUAGCAAGUUCAUCGGGUAGGGUGCUAGUAAAUCUACUGAUCUUUUUUUAUCUCAAAGGUCACCAGUUAGUGAACAAGAUUGCUUCCACCUGGGCCGCGGGUCAUUUCUCAGAAGUUAAUUCCACACAGAGCAGCCAGAACAGCCUUGUUUAGAUGUUCUUAAUAUAAUGAUGAAGCUAUGAGCUUCACAAAAUGAUUCACAGUCAGGGUGGAACCAGUCUUGGAUCCAAAUGUGGACUGCAAUCCAUUUAUUGGCAGAAAGGAAAUGCCAGAAAAUUAAAUCUUUUUGCAAUUUCAGGAAAACUUCAGUAAAAGUUUCAAAAGUGUAGCCAUCCUGACCCUACAACACAUCUAUUACAGGUCCAUUCGCUGUUCAGAAUAUUCCACACGUCACUAAAAGACCUUCAGGGUUUAUUUUUCAACUGUUUUCAAUAACCACACCGGGCUUAAAAUAGAAAUCAUCUCACUCAAUGCCUGAAUGAAAACUUCAUGACUUCAUGUUUUGGCCUUUGCCCAAACUCAGACAUAAUUACACACAACUUCCACCCAGUUAAAUCAUUUUAUAUAUAUAAAUAUAUAUAAUUUUUAUUUAAAAUUUUAACCAUAAAUACUGGAAGAUUGGUUUUAUUUUGUGUGAAGAAUAUAUUGGACAUUUUGCCUAUGGAACGAUCAUUUGGCUGAAAUUUGGGCGGGAAAUCGCAUCAACAAUCACUAGAUGUUAUUUUCAUUAAGAUCAGCUGGAACUACCUGAAUGUUUGUAUUUUAUCUAACAAUCGAUAGAAAGAAGUUAUGUUAUUUUAAGAUGUCAUAUUUGCAGUCCCUUCAUAUCCUUUGUGGAGAAUUUGCAGAAAAACAGACGCAGUAAAAAUCUGAAUGAAACUCAUGAGUGAAUGAAUCUCGUCUGCAAAUAAAUGUUACGAAAAACUGUAUUUAAUAGUUUUGUUUUUAUGUUCGUGACCAUUUGAUGUUCUGUAUCUUUCAUAUUAACCUGGGUCGCAUAGAAGAGAAAAUCUGAAAGCA
Puntigrus tetrazona (Sumatra barb) is the source of this 5630-nucleotide messenger RNA. RefSeq names its product elastin microfibril interfacer 2b (gene emilin2b). Gene Ontology annotation, molecular function: protein binding. The transcript is spliced from 9 exons. NCBI's taxonomy places the organism in Eukaryota, Metazoa, Chordata, Actinopteri, Cypriniformes, Cyprinidae. The coding region runs from base 1170 to 3692 and encodes 840 amino acids. The record is from RefSeq and is a predicted model, not a curated record.